Molecule: messenger RNA, 1662 nt
Organism: Exophiala spinifera
Lineage: Eukaryota; Fungi; Ascomycota; Eurotiomycetes; Chaetothyriales; Herpotrichiellaceae
Exons: 1
Coding region: 1-1662 (553 amino acids)
Biological process (GO): SCF-dependent proteasomal ubiquitin-dependent protein catabolic process
Cellular component (GO): SCF ubiquitin ligase complex
Molecular function (GO): protein binding
Source: RefSeq, a predicted model, not a curated record
AUGGAUGAUUCAUCCUCAGCCUUGGAACAAUUUCGCCAGCAAUGGAAAGAAGAGGUCAAUGCGCGCACGAGGAAGCCACAGGAACAACCCGCACAGUCGAAACCAGAGAAAGCUAGAAGAACAAGUGAGGGCAAACUAGAGAGACCGACUAACAAACCCCCGACUCGCCACCCAGUGGCCGAUAUCAAGGAUGAAUCGGAUCAUUACAGUGACCACGACAAUCCAGGCGAGGGCAGUUCAACAUUAGCUCAACAUGUCGAAGAGCUCAGCAUCCACAACAUCGAUGAUGAUGAAUUCACCCAAAAGCUUCCGCUGAAGGAGCCGACAAGCGCGCUUGAGCAUUUCGAGCACGCCGUUGAGAGGGAGAGACAGGGUAAUCUUGGUGAUAGCCUGGCACAUUAUCGCAAAGCGUACAGACUCGAUGCAAAGGUCGAUCAGUCAUACAGACAAAAGCAUUUUCCAUCCAAGCCCAACCCAACGAACCCUAACCCAUCCAAUGCCUCUGCCACCGUCCCUUCAACUGCCCACCACUCAUCGAAAGAACCCCGAGAAGAAAUUCCCAUCGCCGACCUCAUCAACAGUUUCGCACAUUGUCAAAUUCAAGGUGCACCGCCCGUCAUUGAGGGCGACCGUCCGCCUCCUUGCCCUAUUCAGAAGCUGCCGACCGAAGUCCUUCUCGAUCUGCUCCAACAUGUCGCUGUCUAUGAUCCAGCUGUGUUCUCUCGCCUGGCACUCGUUUGCAAAAAGCUCGCAUACCACGUCUGGACCGACAACAGCAUCUGGAAACGGAUUGCCCUCGGUCCAGAAUUUGGCCUGGGCGGGCAACAAUAUCAAUUUGUGACCGACCUGCAAGGACGUGAACUCGUCUUUCGCGAAGUGGGUGAGGAAUACGACGAAGGUCUCCCUGCGGUGCGAGAGUCUUCUUUCCCCAAGGAAAUAAUCUGGCGGGAUGUGUUUCACAAUUAUCCUCGCAUCCGUUUCACAGGCGUCUACAUCUCCACCGUCAACUACACUAGACCUGGAGGUGCGUCGGCCACGGCGUAUACUUGGAACAACCCAAUCCACGUAGUCACAUACUAUCGCUACCUCCGUUUCUUCCGGGAUGGCACCUGCAUGUCGCUUCUUACGGUGGAAGAGCCGGUUGAUGUUGUUCAUCACCUCACGCCAGAAAAUCUAGCUUACGUCCGUUCCAAUAAGAAGGACGCUGCAAACUCAUUAAAGCUCACGCCAGCAUCUGGGAAGUCAGCGUUGGGCAAAGCUCCGGCUUCAAGUUCGGCCGCAGCAGCGAAUGUUGCGCCUCCGCCAGCGGCCCAGAAUAUUAUGAAGCAUGUUCUAAGAGGCCGAUGGCGUCUCUGCCAUCCUAGCCUCGACAACUCGGCGACGAACGUGUCCCAGGAGAGGGUAGGACCGUCCGAUGUCUCGAUGCUGGCUCCUGGUGACUUGCAGAUCGAGACCGAGGGUGCCGGUCCACGGUACAGGUAUACCAUGCAUCUGUGCUUGAAGUCAGCUGGACGGUCCAAACAUAUGACCAGGAACAACAAACUCAACUGGAAAGGCUUCUGGAGUUAUAAUUUUUUGACGGACGACUGGGCCGAGUUUAGCUUAAGGCACGACAAGCCUUUUUACUUUUCGCGCGUCAGAGCGUAUGGCCUGGGAUUGUGA